Messenger RNA from Strongylocentrotus purpuratus (purple sea urchin), 5929 nucleotides. RefSeq names its product centrosomal protein of 131 kDa (gene cep131). The record is from RefSeq and is a predicted model, not a curated record. Gene Ontology annotation, biological process: regulation of centrosome duplication; cilium assembly; intraciliary transport involved in cilium assembly. Gene Ontology annotation, cellular component: centriolar satellite. Bases 127 to 3795 code for a protein of 1222 amino acids. Lineage: Eukaryota; Metazoa; Echinodermata; Echinoidea; Camarodonta; Strongylocentrotidae. The transcript has 20 exons.
ACAGUCAAGAAUUGUUUGGUUGGAGUCAGUUUGGCGUUGUGCCUAUUAAAAGUGGAUCAGUGACGACUCAUGACUCAGUGACUUGCAAUAUCCCGUUGAAACGGAUAGAUGCAUCAUUAAACCAGGAUGUCCCAACACUUGAGCCUAAGCCUGAGUGGCUCCCAGAUCUCAUCCAUGAAACGGUCCGGAUCCAGCGGAGCCAUGUCAAGCGGGCCUGGCGGUGCCAGACCCAACUCUGGUAGGCCAGGUUCUUCGGGUGGAAAUAGACCUAGCUCUGGCAGGUCCAGUGCCAGGUCCACAGCCAGCACGACUCGUGGGAAGUCUCCUGGUAGAGGUGAAAUGGGAGCUAACUUUGGUGGAAAGGUGGCAAAUGCAAGGGGGACUGGUAGCGGAUUAACGAGAAGUUCUAGCAGUUCAGGAAUCGGAAGCUCAGACUCGAGACAAAAGAGAUCAGCAGAAUCUACACAUCGCAGUAACACAACGGAUGAUUCAGAUUCAGUGCUACAGGCUAUGGAGAAUCCAAAUUCUACAGAUUUCAUGAAUCUGUUCAACAAUGAUCACCAACCGGUUAUCAGAAGCAAAGCAGGUGGAACCACCAAAAAGCCAUCUACACAGAAGAAAAGACAAGAGCCGAUGUCGAGCAGAGCUUUUCAGAUCCCCAUGAGUGCCAGGACCAGCAGCACCUUGGAUUCCUACAGGCUGAACAGCUCCAGGUCCCCUGCAGGUGAUGCUGCUGCCUCACCCUUUGAGUCUUACACUCAACACCUCGAGAAGGACAUUGAUUCAAACCACAUAGCAAGGAACUCUUACCAGCAACCGGAGAAGGAUUAUGACAGUCUGCCCCUCAGGAACGGGGGUCCUGCUCUGAGCCCAAGGGGACCGGACAAGAAUCUGAGACCCCCCAGCCCGAACAAGACCAACAAGAAUGAGUUUCAGCUUGGUGAGGAGCCCUCAAGGCAGUGGUCUUCGGGUAAAAAUGCUCACCAGGGACUACCAUCGAACAGAACAAUGCACGAUGCGAAUGCGCGACUCUUGAGAACUAGUACGUCCUCGGACCACCCUGUGGCCGAGGAAUACAUCGAGUCGGUCAACGAGGCUGCCACCAAGAUACAGCGAUGGUACAAAGGAUGUGCGCAGGAGAGGCGGAAAGAGGGGGAGGACGAGAUCAAAAAAAUCUUGAGCCAGAAGCGGAAGGAACGAUCGGAUCUGGUCCACAGGGAACAGGACUCGGUGAGGACGAGGGAGCAGCAGGAGAGGGAUCGAAAGAGAACUAGGGAGGAGAAAUUACGGCAGGCCAGGCAAUCAGCUAUUCAGGAUCUGCAGAGAUCAAGAGAGGAUAAGAAACGAGAGAUCAAAGAGAAGGCAGAGGAGGAGCUGCGAUAUCUCAAAGCAAGCGGGAAAGUAGGCAAGAAACCAGCCGCGAAGAAAGGGGCCGUCAAGAAACAGUCAACAGGCUCGGGUCCAAGCCCUACAAAAAAGCUUCCAGAUGGGACUACACCUCAUCCAGUUGAACCUGAAUCAAGAAGACAACAGAGGCCGGGCACAGCUAGCAGUACAGGCAGAAAGGUGGAUGAGAUAUUUGAAAGUGAACCUUCAACUCAUCGGACCGGUGCUACGGACAAUGGUUACAAUGGCGAUACAGACAGUGAGAGACCCGAUGACACACCCAGUCAGGCACCCACCAAGACUACCCUAACAGACCUCCUAGACACACUCAAGCUACUAGAAGAACCUGUCAGGGUACCCAGCCCCACAGAGAAGAAGCAGAAAGGACCUGCAUGGUUGGAUAUAUUCGAUGAUGAUAAGGAAGAAGAGGAGGAGCAGGAGGAAGAUGAACCGCAACCACCAAGUAGCCGGUAUCUAUCGGCCAGUAGGACCGGUGGUGCAGGGGGUCAGUACCUCUCAGAGGAGAACCUCCAGGAGGUCACAAGGAGGAGUCUGGGAGGGGAGGUCAGCAAACCGGUCAAGCAACCCAAGACCAAGGCUGCACCCCCUGUUGGCAGCCAUGCCUUGCUCACAGAUGACAAGCUCAGGCACAUCAUGUCCUUUUUGGACGAGGUAGACCAAGCAGAGCACGAGACGGUCAGCGAGUUCUCCCAGGCUCUGGACGUGGACCAGGCACCCACCACCUCCAGGACCAUCCCUGCCGUUCCUCUGGUCCCCUCUGCCGAGGAGAUCCAGAGGCUGGAAGAGGCUUCAGCAGCGGCCUCGGAGGUCACCAGUACGGUCCUGUCUCAGAGGCUGCAGUUGGAGGAGAAGGAGAGGAGUGUCAAGAUGCUACAAAAGGGUCUAAAUCAGCAGCGUGAGCUGACAGUGCGACAUGCCAAGGAGCAGGACAAGGAGACCAAGAGGAGGCUCCAGCUCCAGAAGGAAGAAUAUGAAUCAACCAUCAAGAGACAUCUAUCAUUUAUUGAUCAGCUCAUUGAUGACAAGAAGGCGUUGAGUGAGAAAUACGACGGUGUUGUGACAGAGCUGAAACAAGUAGAUAAGAAAUACCAAGGAAGGAUAAAGAACAUGGAUGACAGUCACACCCGAGAGUUGAGCAAGAUCAAGGAUGUACAAGCAGCAGCGGAGAAACUGAGAAGAGAGAAAUGGAUCGAUGAGAAGACAAAGAAGAUAAAGGAAAUCACCGUAAAGGGACUAGAACCCGAGAUCCAACGCCUCAUUGCAAACCACAAGGCCGAGAUCAAGAAAGUGAAGACGAUUCACGAAGCUGAGAUGCUUCAGGCCGAGGAGAGGGCGGGUCAGAAGUAUGUCCGUCACAUCGAAGAGCUCAGGGACCAGCUGGCAGAUGAGAAGGAGGCUGCCUGUGCCAGGGAAAGGGAGAUGGCUAAACAAAGGUACGAGAAGCAGCUGGAGCAGGAGGAGGCCGCCUACCAACAGCAGAGGAGGAGGAUGUACUCUGAGGUCCAGGAGGAGAAGGAUCGCAUCAACGAGCAGGCCCGGAGGCAGAGGCAGGAGAUGGAUCGGCUCCAGCAGACGAUGGAGGGCAACAGCCACAAGGCCAUCAGCGCCAUGAAGGAGGAGUAUGAGAAGGCUAGGGAUGAACAGGAGAGGAGACACAGGGCUGAGGUGAAAGACUUAGAAGAGCGUCUAAGGAUAGAGAAGCAGGCAUGGGAAGAAAACUACAUGAAGAAGCAGGAAACAUGGCUGCUCUCCAAAGAGAGAGAACUGAAGGAGCAGGUGAGGAGAGAUCGAGACAAGGAGAUUGAGAUGGUGAUAACCAGGCUAGAAGAUGAUGCUCAAUCAUCAAGGGAUGAGCUAGAGAGGGCAGCAGAGAAUAGGAUCAAGCGAAUCCGAGACAAGUACGAGGGUGAGCUCCGAGAGGUGGAGACCUCAGAGAGAAAGACUCAAGAGAGAUUGAAUGAAGUCAAAGCUCAGCUGGCUGAGAUAGAAGGAGACAACCUGAGGAUCCAGGCACUCUUCAAACAGAGAGAUCAUGAGGUCGCUGAGGUCAAUAAGGUUUGUGAGCGGCUUACCAAGGAGCGGAAGAAUGUAGAGGAGGUGGUCAGGCAGGAGUUUGCUGAUCGGUUGGUUGCCGUGGACGACGAGAACAAGCGGGUCAAGAACGAGAUCUCUGAGAUGAGAGCCAGGCACAAGCUGGAGCUGACCCGCAUCCAGGAAAGCAAGGAGGAGGAGAUGGAGGAGGUCCACAAGAGGGUCAAGCAAGCAAUAGCCAAGAAAGAGGAUGUGGUCAAUCAGUUGAGGCAACAGCAUGCUGCAGCGGUCAAAAGAGCUGACCAUCUAGAAUCUCUCCUGGAACAACAAAGGAAACAACUGGUCAAGAAGAAAUGAGUCAAGCUGCUGCUGUACUGUAGCCUAUUGGUUUGUCUGUUUGACUUUUAUUGACAAGGUUGCAGGUUCUAAUGGUGGUACAGCAGUAGAUGAACUAGCUGGUCAAGAAGAAAUGGCUCAGUAUCUAAGCGUACUGUUGAACAGUGGUCUGGCCUCUGGACUUUCAAGGUUAUAUGUUCAAAUACUGGUUUAGCAACAUUAGAGGACGCACCUGAUGAAGUAGAAAUGAUACAAAGAGCAUUCAGUUUAGUGGACAGUGGUUAGCCCAUUUGACUUCCAACGACCAGGGUGUAGCUUCAAAUCCAAGUUGAGGCAGUUUAGGCAGCAGUGGUCAAGAGACCAUCUAGAAUAUCUCCUAGAACAACAGAGGAAACAACAGGUCAGGAAGAAAUAAUGCAAAGAGCAUUGGGUACAGUAGAACAGUGGUUGGUACUCUUGACCUUCAGUGACAAAGUUGCAGGUUCGGUUUGUGCUCUUGGCAAAAUGAUUCAUCUUCAGUUUAUUAGCUUUGUUACCCCGGAAUCGUUGAUGGAAAGGAAGAAAUUUCUUGUAUCUGUCAGCAUAUUAUGACAUAGCUAAUAUCAACUAAAGCUGAGGCAUUUGUAAUAAUAAGGUAUGAAAAUCACAAGCAUUGUGGAUUUCAUGUAAUAUUUGUAACAUUGAUAAUGUACUGAUCUUAUGAAACCUUUAGCAGUUUGUGGAUAAGACUAAGCUUAUGUAUUUAUAUGCUUGUCAAUACAACCUUUAAAACUUGUCCAACCGAGUGACAGCUGAUGUAUGCAAUAUUCAUUGUAACUAUUAAAAAGCAGAGUUCGACAUUUAGGAGAGUGAAAACAGCUUUAGGGCUAUGUUGCUGUUAUUUUUAAUUAAAAAAUGCUUGAUGUUGUGUUAAGUCACCUUGAUUUUAAAAGGAGGUUAAAGGUCAUAGACCGAAUUAGAGUUGCUUACCCAUUUUCCUAUAUUUUUUUCUUCCUCCUCCCCCAAUCACUCUCGCUCUCUCUCUCUCUCUCUCUGUCUGCCUCUCUGUCUCUGUCUCUGUCUCUUUCUUGUCUUACGUAAACCCUCAGUAUUAUUAUACACUCACAUUUUGUCGUUAAAAACUAUGUAGCAACAGUGGCCAUUGCCUUAAGGGAAUUCGUACUUAAAACCGUCCAUUAACAUUUCAUCACCUUGAAUCAACUCCUCCGUUAUUGGAUUAUUUUGUCAUAUAUCCUUACUAAUUUGAGCAUUUUUACUUCAAUCUACUCGUGUAAAUUGGACUAUAAAUGUAUAUUUAUGUGCUGUUUUGUACCUCAGUAAUUCAUAUACAUGUACCUUAACAAAUUUUAUCACCUGAUAAUUUUGAUUGAUAGUUGAAUUUCAAAUGAAUCUGUAUUCAUACACUUACCUUUUGUAAUCGCUGUUCAAAGAUUGAAUUCAACAUUUGCUGUCCACCUUACAGAGCACUAUACCGGUACUUAGUGUGCUUACUUAUACCAAAAGAUUCAUACACUGUCCUCUGAUGUAUUCAUGGUAAUAUUUGCACAAUUUAAAUUAUUGUGUGUUUAAUAUUUCUGUAUCUGUUAAAAGACCUAUGGAAAGAACGAUUGUUUAAUUAAUUGAUUUUCACAAAUAUGUUUUCUUUACUUAGCCAUGUGGUUGUUUCCUCUAACAGUUUGAUUCUAUGCUCAGGUAAUACCUCAAUUCAAAGGCCCUUUGGCUAAAAAAGAGUCUUGGAAUCAAGAUUAUCCUUUGUAGAGAUGUUACUCAUCUAUUUUAGCGAUAGAAAGUACAGUAAAUUGCAGGAAGUAAUUUCUGCCCAGGUAAUGUGUUUUAAGUGUGCCUGUGUGUGUGCUAUUUCUACUAUGUCCCUACAGUAGGCAUUCUACUUCAUUUCAUGUACAUGUAUAACAAAUCUCAGCCAGUAUGUAUGUUGACUGCAAUUGUACUUUAAAAUUCAUUACUUAUUGAAAACCUUGAACAUUUAUUGUAAAUAUCUGUAUAUUUUAAUGGAUUAUUGCCAUUCAUUUGUAUUCAUAGUAUAAGAAGUGAAAUUCUAUACAUUUUUGAUAGUCUGUAUAUAUUAGUGGUAAUAGUUGUAUGACAGUGUAAGAUAUUUAGAUAGCUAAUAAUUAUAAAUAACUACAAGAAUUCA